Topomyia yanbarensis is the source of this 3702-nucleotide messenger RNA. RefSeq names its product pre-mRNA 3' end processing protein WDR33 (gene Wdr33). NCBI's taxonomy places the organism in Eukaryota, Metazoa, Arthropoda, Insecta, Diptera, Culicidae. Gene Ontology annotation, molecular function: protein binding. Gene Ontology annotation, cellular component: mRNA cleavage and polyadenylation specificity factor complex. The transcript is spliced from 8 exons. Bases 367 to 3297 code for a protein of 976 amino acids. The record is from RefSeq and is a predicted model, not a curated record.
GUCAACUAUAACGUCAAACGGGACAAAAAUGGUUGCUUAUUUCACGCGUUGCUCAUAAUCCCAAAGUAAAAAAAAUAAAAUACGGUUUAUUUGAUUAAAUCCUAAUGAAAUACAGUGAAAACUUUUCAAAGAUUUGUAUUCUGGGUGUUGGUAUAUAAUUUUCUCAUUUGAGAUGUGAUCAGUUUGUGUAAAUAAGUGAAAAAUUCGCGCUGUAGCUUUACCUCGCACAAGCAAAAAAAUGUACCAUCGCUUUGUGGCGGAACAUGAAAAAUAGAAGUCGAAGACUUCAGUGCGAGAAUAUUAAAAACUAAAUUCGUUAUUAAACUAGAUUUUUUUCAACUGUUUGAAAGAUUUCAAAUAUAUGAGAUGGAGUUUUCACAUCCGCCGCCGGAUCCAAUGGCAACAAAUUUUGCCAAUCCUCCGCCAAUAAACCGGAUUCUUAGCUAUCAGAAUCCGCAAUCCCAGAAGCCGCAGUAUAGUUUUUAUCACCAUCGUCCGUAUCAUCACUUCAAUGGAUUCCGUGGAGGUCUACCAAUGACACAGGAUGAUUUCGAUGGUAAACGGUUACGAAAAUCGGUAAUGCGUAAAACUGUCGAUUAUAAUGCCUCCAUCAUCAAAGCUUUGGCUAAUCGCACCUGGCAGCGAGAUUACCGCGAUCGACACGCUUUACAACCAGAAAACAUAUACCUGCCGGAAAUGUUACCACCUCCGAGCUAUAUGGACAAUCCCAUCAACGCGGUCACUACGCGGUUUGUCAAAACGGCGACCAACAAAAUGCGUUGCCCAAUCUUCACACUUGCUUGGACUCCAGAGGGGCGGCGGCUAGUAACUGGUGCUAGUUCCGGUGAAUUCACGCUGUGGAACGGAUUGACGUUUAAUUUUGAGACUAUUCUACAGGCACACGAUGUAUCAGUACGGACGAUGGUAUGGUCUCAUAACGACAACUGGAUGGUUACCGGUGAUCACAGCGGAUUUGUCAAGUAUUGGCAAUCCAAUAUGAACAACGUGAAGAUGUUCCAAGCACAUAAGGAACCAAUCCGAGGAAUCAGCUUCAGUCCAACGGAUACAAAGUUCGCCAGUUGCAGCGACGAUGGAACGGUUCGCGUAUGGGAUUUUCUGCGAUGUCAGGAGGAACGCGUUCUCAGAGGUCAUGGUGCAGAUGUUAAAUGUGUACACUGGCAUCCACAAAAGGCGCUGAUCGUGUCCGGUAGUAAAGAUAAUCAGCAGCCCAUUAAACUGUGGGAUCCAAAGAGUGGACAAGCGUUAGCCACGUUACAUGCUCAUAAAUCGACGGUAAUGGACCUUAAAUGGAAUGAUAACGGGAACUGGUUGGUCACUGCUUCACGUGAUCAUUUACUUAAAUUGUUCGAUUUGCGAAAUCUAAGUGAAGAGGCUCAGAUUUUCCGGGGUCACAAAAAGGAAGCGAGUGCAGUCUCGUGGCAUCCAAUCCAUGAGGGUUUGUUUGCAUCUGGAGGUUCCGAUGGGUCCAUACUGUUUUGGAAUGUUGGCACGGAUAAAGAAGUUGGAGGUAUCGAUAACGCACACGAAAGCAUAGUUUGGACCCUAGCCUGGCAUCCACUGGGGCAUAUCCUAUGCUCAGGAUCAAACGAUCAUACCAUCAAAUUUUGGACACGCAAUCGACCCGGAGAUCAAAUGAGAGACAAGUAUAAUCUCAAUACAUUACCGGCUAGCUUGGCUGGCCUGGACGAUUGUGAGCUAGAAGAUCACGUCGUUAUUCCGGGUAUGGGUCCCGAAGAUAAGAUCGACAUGGCAGACAGUUUGGGAACGAACAAUAACGGCGUGAUUCCUGGAUUAGACUUCGCCAAUGUCACAAACUUUAAUGAAAAAAUGAGAGAGAAAAAGAUUCCCUACAGUAAACCCAUUCCGCGAAAUUUCCAGGCUCAGUGGAAUGAAGCUAGCAAAUAUGAUGAUCAUCAUGUUGCUUCCGAGGAGAUCAAGGAGGUGAUCUCUCAGAUAGUGGAACACAAUACUGGGCCGGUUCCGUUGAAGAAAAUGGCACCGUCAGCCAUUAUUUUAUAUGACCGCGUAAUUCAAGUACAGCCUGGUUCCAAUCUAGAAGCCGUCAUCCUGGAAGGGCCCGAGUCUCUCAAUCGGUUUAUUCUUCUUGGACGAGUGCCGGAGCUGCGGGAUGUUUUUCCACUAAUUACCGACGAAGAGCUGAACAACAUGGAUGAAAAUAUCUCGGGAAUUCUAGCGAGUCGAGCUAAGCUGGAGAUAGACCCAACCUACAUAUACAACAAAACACUCGCAAUGGAGCCAGCAGAACCACCGGAAGCUACGGAACCGUUGUUGUCGUCCACAUCGCUGAUGAAACGACGAACACCACCGCCUCCUACCCCAGAUCCGACAGCGGGUAUACCAUCGCUAUUGCAAUUAGACAUCAAUCCACCGCCCAAUGUUUGCUUCAAUACGGAUGAAAUGGAGGACGAAAUAGCCCUCCGCAAUAGUAAAAAGGGAAGGGAACGAGAGAAGAUCAAGGAAAAGGAACGUCGCGAACAGGAAGAAAAGAUGAAAUUCUGGGCAGAGCAUAAUGAGAGGAACUGGGAUGAUGAUGGCAGCGGUGACGAUCUUGAAGGUAGUGGUUAUAAGCCGUCAAUUUCGCCAGCGGAUCAUAACACUAACAGCAAUGGGAAGUGGGCCACAGUCAAACGGGAAAUCGACGAAGAGGAUGCCGCCGGACUCGGCGGUAACUCGUGGGAUGCUGGUAACGAUAGCUAUGGUGUCGAAGUUAAGCGGGAUAAGGAUAGUAAAGAUGAUCUUGGAUUCAAUUUCAAUCAAGACGCGCAUUUGGGUAAUUUCGGUGCACCGGCUGGUUUCGCUGCAAGUAAUUUUAAUAACCAAGGACCGAAUCAUUUCAAUGGCAGGCAAAAUAACUUUAAUUCAGGACCAAACCAUUUCAAUGCCGUCCCAACCAGUUUCAAUCAAAGUCAAGUACCAAACAGUUUUGCACUUCCUAACAACUUCAACCCCAACAUGCCUCCAGGACCGCCACCAAACUUUAGUUCGGGACCACCACCUCCAAACUUCAAUGCGGGUCCUCCAAGCAACUUCAAUGCAGGUCCUCCAGCAAACUUCAGUUCUGGACCACCGAGUAACUUCAACGCGUUCAACAAUUUUAGCAGUGGGAAUAGUUUUAAUAACGGAAGUAAUAAUUUCGGCUCCGAUCAUGGAGGAAAUGACGAUGGCUGGAAUAGGGGCGGCAAUCGUAACCGAGGCAACAUGCGAUCUGGUCGUGGUAAUCAACGAGGAUUCCGAGGAGGUAAUAGAAGGAAUUAGGAUUAUCAUUAAAGCUAGGUCACGUUAGAUAUGUACUGAUAUUUUUAUCUGUAUAGUUCUUACUUCGGUUUCUAUCCGAAUAAUUCUUAAGCAAGUAGUAAAACGGUGUUUGAGUGGCUGAUAGUGCACGAUAAUUCAUGGUGACUUGCGCGAGGCAUCCCUUAAUAGCUUGAGGCGGUUCGAUCGCCGGAUACUAUCUUGUUAUCGGGCAUGGGAUUGUGAAUGGGAAAACAAAUUAGUGUGUGUGUGUAUGUGAGUGGGCGAUGAUCGUUGUUUAGAGCUACUACUAACUUGUAAAAAUUGCAAUUAUAAAGAUACGAAAAUUUUGAUGAAAAAAGUUGGAAUGUAAAAUUUUACCCGUAAUAAAAACAAUAAAAAUAUGUCAUAAGUUUGAGGCGAUUAAAA